GAGACUAUUGCUCAGCUUGUCUACCUUGUUAUUCCCGUGCAGCUACAGCAUGCAUGUCUGCCUAUCUGUUGAUUUGUGGCUUCGUGUCUGAAUGCACGUCACAUUUUGAUCUGCCUCUCAUCUCAUCCAGCACCAAACCCAGAGGAAGCAGCAGCCAGCCUUCAUUCUGGCAGGAAAGGCCCCAGUCGAGUCCAGCAGGGGGGAUGGAGGAGGCGGGGAGGCCGGAUCCCUCAGCCCCAGCCCUGCCGCUCUGCCUCUGACCCAGGCUGAGAGCCCCGGUCCCUGGCAGAGCGAGAGCCUGCUGGCAGAGUCCUGGUCCACGAUGGGGGACGUGGACCCCGAGGACACCAAGAGCCUCGAUAGCAGCGAUGGGGCGGUUCUGGCCGGAGAGGAGAACCACUCCUCCAACUCCGACAUGGUUCACCUGGAGCGAGAGGAGGCCGAGAUGCUCGAGGAGGCGGAGAAGGAGGCCACAGGGGAGGAGAGGGGGAGGAGAACAGAGGAAGAGGAGGAAGACGAAGAGGAGCUGCAGACGAGUGUGUUGAGCGUGUUGGGUGGGGAGAGGGAGCUGGUGGAGCUCAGAGAGGAGGAGCAGGACCUCCAGGCUCCAGAAACUGAGGAGCUCCUGGUGUCAGCUGAGGAGCCUCAUGUGGAGAGGGAGCCGGCAGAGUUCAGGCACGUGGUUCCUCCGAUGGCUUUGCCUCCUCUCCCCAUCGUCAGGCUCGACCCUCCCUCCACUACGUCCACCCCGGUCCCUUCAACCACAACGUCUGAAGUAGAGGAGCUUUAUUCCACUCAGGGCCUCCACCCUCCUUCUAUCCUCGCUCCCAUAGCAGCAGAACCUCCAGCAGCGAGUCCGGAGCAACUAAAAUUCUCACAGGUUCCCCUCUCCGAUGUAGACGAACAUUCAGUUAAAGAGUCUGAGGCGGCACCAGAGAAGCAGAAGACCAAACCUCUGAGCUCCACCGAGCUGCUGUGUGGAGGCGCUGCUUUGGUAGCUGUUGUGGGAGUCGUGGCAUACGGAGCUGUGGCCUACUGUAGAAAAUAGAAAGCCUUUCUUUGAAUCCCCAGACAAGCUUUCAGAACAGGUCUUUUCUGCUUUUAAAUCUAUUCCACUUAUAUAUUCAAAUAUUCCACUUCACUCUCUGAAUUCUGGAUCUGACACUCUUUCCAUGGCAGUUUCUCUUAGAUGCAUUAAUUCGAUUUUUUUUAAUUCGCUUCGUGCUACCUCAGCUCACAGCAGAGCCCAUGGCCUUUGUUUUUGUGUUUCAUCUCUGAGGUAAUUUAGCCAGUGAAAUGUAAACCUGAAAUGUAAAAAUCACUUACGGUACCAUUUCAAAAAAAACAAAAAAGAAAAAGAAAAUCCUGA
Molecule: messenger RNA, 1369 nt
Organism: Acanthochromis polyacanthus (spiny chromis)
Lineage: Eukaryota; Metazoa; Chordata; Actinopteri; Pomacentridae
Product: bcl-2-like protein 13
Exons: 2
Coding region: 323-1048 (241 amino acids)
Biological process (GO): apoptotic process
Cellular component (GO): mitochondrion
Source: RefSeq, a predicted model, not a curated record